AUGAGAGAUGAUGAUGAUACACAGUCAGUGCAAAGUGCGUCAGUAAAAGACCAAAUAGUAUUCUGGACCUUAUCAAUAUCUUUUUUCUUGAAGCUGAUAGCGUUUGUAUGCACAGUGGUAGACACGCAUUAUCAUCAGUGGAUUCAUCUUACAUCGUACAAUGACUCUUACGAGUUUGUGGUACGUUUUUCAAUUUCUUUUUGAAAUUUUAGGAUUGAAGCGACGUAUUUGAACAAAAUGUCUUUUGAACAUUUUUUAAAAUGUUGCUUUAAAUAUAUAAAAUAUUUACAAGAAGAUAACAUUUACUACAUUUUCUAAAGACACCUUUUGAAGUUUUAAAUUGUUUUUAGCGUGGUAUAGCUCACAGUGAUUGUGCACUAAACUUGAAACAGAGCCGUGACAUUCAAUGUGAACGAUGGCCACAGAAUGAUGACAUUCACGAUAAAUGGAAGGUCUUUUGGCCACAGUUUGAGUUGGGUUAUGAAGAUGUCACGUUACCUGGUGGAUGUAAGUUUAAAAACUUUUUAUCAGCAUAAACUAAUCUAAUAUCCAGUAAAGCCAAAACAGCUGCACAUAAUUUAAUAGUAAUUAGAUUUGUUGAUGGAUAACAUGUUUCAGUAUUGCGUUCAGCCUAUUACAUCGCAGUAAUGAUGUUCGCUGUGUAUGCAGCUGACCUCGUCAUCUCGUUGAUGAUGUGUUGUCGCCAAAAACAAACUGAAAAUGGAGUUUUCUACCUCAAGAUGUUCUCAUGGGUAUUGGCUGGGUUCAUCGGUAAGUUACAGUUACUUUUACUAUUUUACAUGUUAUUGAUAAUAACUGAAACUUUGAUACGCUCCAUUCUACCACAAAUUUGGUUUUUUGUUAUAUCAAUUUCACAUUAGACUAAUAUUAUAUUAAUGAUGAUUUUUCAGUGUUCUUCUAUGUUGUUAUUGGUUUAUUCGUAUGUUCUGAAACCUAUGCCUACAUCAAAUCAUCCGAAUAUGUUUUUGAGGUAAGUCAUGAUAUCAUUCAACGUUGCUAGCUAAAACUGACAUCAAAAAAAGUUUAGGGCUACUGUAUAAAUACUUAUGGAUGUUCAUCACAAUUUUUAACUAAAAUUUGUUCCCCAAACUCUAAUUAAAAUAUCUUUUUAGUCCCAUUCCGGCACUGGUGUGACAUUUUGGUACAUUUUACUAGUAGUUUAUAUCCUGGCAGUGUUAAUCCAAAAUGCAUAUCAUCUCUAUAACUGCCGAGAUAAGUACACAACACUAUUACCUAAAGGUGUUCCCAAACGGUACUGCACACCAGAACGGUCGACGCCGAGAACGGUAGAGUUGGAUGAGCUUCGGGCACCCACUUUUAUCUCAUAG
Molecule: messenger RNA, 1349 nt
Organism: Bursaphelenchus okinawaensis
Lineage: Eukaryota; Metazoa; Nematoda; Chromadorea; Rhabditida; Aphelenchoididae
Source: the annotation of a GenBank genome assembly